This is a messenger RNA of Neurospora tetraspora, 3183 nucleotides long. RefSeq names its product kinase-like domain-containing protein. The transcript has 4 exons. Gene Ontology annotation, cellular component: cytosol. NCBI's taxonomy places the organism in Eukaryota, Fungi, Ascomycota, Sordariomycetes, Sordariales, Sordariaceae. The record is from RefSeq and is a predicted model, not a curated record. The coding region runs from base 479 to 2905 and encodes 808 amino acids. Gene Ontology annotation, biological process: intracellular signal transduction; protein phosphorylation. Gene Ontology annotation, molecular function: ATP binding; protein serine/threonine kinase activity.
AUCUUUCACAUUUCCACUUCUUCGCCGAACCCGCUACGGGGAGGACAAAAAGCCUAGGCACACAGCAUCGACAAGUGGAAAGUGGAAGCCCCAUUAUUCACCUCCUACUAGUGACUAGUCUGAGUCUUGUCUACAGGCUUUGCAGUUCCAUAACAGUUUAGAUCGCCGUCAUCUAUUUGGCCCCGACUCAUUCUUUCGCCGCUGUCCCAUUUGCCUUUCCCUUGCUUCCACUUGACAGGUUCCCGCCCAUCCCGCCGCUGCGUCUGUUCUUGUCUUGCAUCUUCUGUCGUUCUGGCACCUGUCUGGCCCUUGCAUCUUGCAUCACACGGUCUUUUAUCCCAUCUUUUUGUCUCCGUCUCCAGGGCGGGCCAGAUACCAGUCGUUAUUCGGAUUCCUGCCAGAAUUUUACAAGUUUUAUUAGUUUGCGGAGACAGGUGCAAAUUCGAACGAAGUGAUCAAAGCACCGCAAAAAAAAGAGAUGGCGACCGCUGAGCAAGAGUUAGAGCAGCGUCAACCGGACGAACAGCACCAAGCUGUCGAGCCGCAAUCGUCCCAAGUCACUCCCGAUGAAACAGCCAAGACUGAGCCUGCUGUCCGCUUCAAGUCAACUGUCGAAGAGAUCACCCCAGAGGGCACCACAUCGACACCAACCAUUGCACCAGAUGUCAGCCUCGGCGAACCGGGGGGAGAGGUCACUCCCGAGCAGCUUCGUGAUAUCACCGAGAGGUUGAAGGCCUGUCCGCUGCAGGAGCGAAGGAUAGGCCUUUUCCAGUACGAGGCAUUCUCGCUUCCCGCUUCAAGGGUAAGUCCAUCCCAAUUUCACGUGUGCUUCCUUCCUUUGUUCACCUCUCUGCUUUUGCCUUGGUCCGUCGCUUCCGGGGGCCUUGUGCAACCAACAUCAGCUCGGUGGCUUUUGCUGGCUUUUGCCAUGUCUCUUACACCUUCCCACGAAGAUGAAUCGAGAGCUGCCAGUCGCGAACAUACACGGAGCUCGGCAGGUCGCAACUCACCGCUUCUUACUCCGCACAUCAGGGGCCCCGAAAUGCAUACACCUCCUCUCACGCCGGCUGGAACCGACAACGUCGACCGAGAACUUCGCCGCGAGGGCGAGGGCGCUCUGACACAAGAAAGGCGGAGUGCCAACCUCAUCACUCCUCAGGACUCUUCCCACGAACCGACAUCACCCACCUCUCUCCGCCAGGUCCAGCUGCCUACACCCGACGAACAGCUGCAGAGCUCUUCCAGGCCGACUUCGAUAGAGGCCCGAGAACGUCCCCAGAUCACUAUCGGUGAACAUCGCAGAGGGUUAUUUUCCGUUGGAUCCGGUGGCAGUUCUCCCAGUAGAUCUCAGCCUGCGUCCCGUGACUCCAGCCCCUCCCGAGCGUUAGCCGCGUCACAGUUCUACACCCGCCAACUACCACCUCCCGGCGAUGUCAACGAUCCGUACUCGGCAAGCAAACGACCUGCGCAAAAAGGCAUCGAGCCUCGCUUCAUCUUCUCCAGGAAAAAGAACUCUUCCUCUUUGAGUCUGGUAUCCAAAGGCGACAAACGCUCCAAGAAGGAUCGCCAUGACAACGACGACGAGGCUUCGAUCCACAGCAGAAAUAGCUCAAUGGCGGAUCUGAAGAGGUUCUUCAAGCUAGGACCUCACAAGAACAAGAGACCGGCAUCUCCCGCUGCUUCUGUAAAGUCUACGCCCAAGACACCGGGAGCCAAGCCUGCCCAGAUUCCGUUCGGUGACGAUCACGGUCUCUCUUCUAAAUACGGCAAGCUUGGCAAGGUGUUAGGUGCGGGAGCGGGAGGAUCCGUGAGACUCAUGAAGCGCAGCGAAGACGGCGUGGUCUUUGCCGUCAAGGAAUUCCGCCCUCGCCACUCGUACGAAACCGAGCGCGAAUAUGUCAAGAAGCUUACGGCCGAGUAUUGCAUGGGAUCUUCUUUGCACCACGGCAACAUCAUCGAAACCCUGGACAUUGUCCAGGAGAAGGGCAAAUGGUACGAGGUGAUGGAGUACGCUCCAUACGACCUGUUCGCCAUCGUUAUGACAGGGAAGAUGUCUCGAGAGGAGGUCAGCUGCUGCUUCCUUCAGAUUUUGAGCGGUGUCACAUACCUUCACAGCAUGGGCCUCGCGCAUCGGGAUCUGAAGCUCGACAAUGUGGUGGUUAGCGAGCAUGGCAUUAUGAAGAUUAUCGAUUUUGGUAGUGCUCAUGUUUUCCGGUAUCCUUUUGAGACUGGCAUUGUUCAUGCCUCAGGCAUUGUUGGAUCCGACCCAUAUCUUGCCCCCGAGGUGUACGACGAGAAGAAAUACGACCCGGAGGCCGUCGAUAUUUGGUCCUUGGCCAUCAUUUACUGCUGCAUGACACUCCGACGUUUCCCGUGGAAGGUUCCUCGAUUGACCGACAACUCGUUCAAGCUAUUCGCUGCAGAGCCUUCGUUCGGACACGAUCCCAAGAAGCUGUUGCUUCCACCACCUUCAGCCUCCAUGUCGGCACUUAGCGAUCUUCCGUAUAGAGACUACGACCCUCAGAGCGUCAGGGGAAGCAGCGACAAGAUUGACAAGGUUCAAGAUGACAAGAAGACGACUCCCGAUCACAAGCCGACGGCGUCUACAACCAGCGUACAAGGAGAAGCUGGCAGCACUGGAGAGAAGAAGGAGGUUAUCCGUGGCCCCUGGAGAAUCCUCAGGCUUCUUCCGAGGGAAAGCAGACACGUCGUCGGCAGGAUGCUCGAUCUGGAUCCCAAGACACGAGCCAAGAUGACGGAAAUUCUUGACGAUCCCUGGGUAGCGAACACAGUCAUUUGCCGACAGAUCGGCCCCGGUGCCGUGGCGCAUGCGGAUGACCACACACAUGUUCUCGAACCCCCAUCAGCACCUGCAGGCACCAAAGAUGAAAAGGCCAAACGCUAGAAGUGGAGCUUGCGCCAGAAAACUUAUCGAACACAGGACGGCUUCUUAGGGGUACAGGAUGCCACCAACACUUGGGGUAGGAAGAAGAAGGGAAUUUGAAGGGGACUUGUGGGGGUUACUUUGGGCUUAUUAUCGGAAAGACCGGACAUGCGUUAUUAGAGUAGUAUAUGGGCAUUGUUACCAUUUUCCCCUCAGUCGGUGUCUGUCACCUUGUGAGGCAGCGCUUUUUCGUCAUUUUUCUGGGCGUUUUUGGGAUUUGGGAAGAUAGCGCUUGGAUU